GAAUGUCUUUGUAUUCUUUUGAAAUUUCAAUUUUCUCUAGUCCUCUCAUUAUAGGCAUUAGAGGUCAUUGUUGCCAGUAGGGUUUACAAGUUUUCGUCUGUUAACCUUGUUUCUUCCUUCUUGAUUUUCAGUAAAAAGAUGGCGGUUUGGGGGGAUCGUAAAUAAUUUUGCUUACACUCACUCGUUUCAGUACAUUGUUCUCGAUCUAUGGCAUAAUUUUUAAUAGAGAUUGACCUUCAAUUAGACGAGGAAUGAUAACGAGUUUCAGUUGUAAUAAAGUUAAUCGGUAUCUAUAAGUGCUAUACAAAGACUGUACGGGGUAAUCAGCAUCAAGACACUUGUCCAUAUUUUAGCAGCAUGGAAGGAACUAUAGAAUUGUCUUCUGAAACCAAUUCUGUUUCCCUUGAUGCAGCAUAUAGGAGGAAAAGAAAAAGAAAUUCUGGAACUGAAUCCACUGGCUAUCAAGAAGAAUCUUUUGCACAAGUAUCAGUUUUUGAUUCUGGUAACGUAACACCCCCAAAAAAAGUAAAGCCUACAGCCACUGAACAACAUGUAGAAGGUGUUGAUGAAACUAAGGCAGUUAAAGACGUUACUCUUCAUAACUUACGAAGUGAUCAAUCAAUCAACAACAAUAAACUGAAUUCACCAGUAAGUUUUGUACCAUCUCCAGGAUCAGAUUCUAAUUCUACAAUACCCCUUGAAACUGAACAAACAGAAAAUGUUUCUGAAGUAAUUGAACUAGCAGCCAUUGAAAAUCAAGCCUCAGAAGAAGCCCUUGUCCUUACUUUUAAUAACUCAGAGAUGGCGAAAGUUCCCCCAGUGGUUUCGGAACCUCCAGGAAACUUCGCAUUCAUUAACCUCGGCUUUCCACCGUCCUCGCUAUGUAGCGGUUUAGCCAAUCGUAAUGUUGUCGUAUCACCUACAUUUUCUGCACGUGAAAAUGUAGUCGAAGAGACUUCUGUACAUCAUUUAGAGAACAGCGAAUCAUGUGGAGCUUCCGAAGAAAAAAAAGAUUUGAUAAAUUAUUCACCACAUUCACCUAUUCUCUCACCGUGCACGGAUAAUAGGGAGGCUUGCAUAGUCCCAUCUUCUCCCUCGGAGCCAGCUGGGGAUGAAUUGGCUGCAUUAUCUGGGAUCGAUCCAGUAACUGUCUCAGCAAAUCAAGAUUAUGCCAUUUUACCGGAAGAUGCCAGCAUAGAAUGCAGACCGCGUCUACAACAAAAUCCUCGGCAUACCUUCGACUGUGAUAAUUCUCCUUAUUUUUCUUUUGCCUUAAGAGGUAGGGAAGAGUAUAUCCCAUUAAACGUCGGUACUGAUGAACUGGAAAAAAAGGAGAUCGAAUUACGAGAAGUGGCCUGCAAAAUUAAAGAAUUUCUGACAACAAUCGUUGCCGCAAGUAAACGCCUAGAAGGCGAGCGAGAACUUCUAAAAUCGAAAUUGACCGAGUUGCAUGCAGAUAUGACUGUAAGAGCUGCAGUAAUGAAUUCGUUGAAUCAGGCAUCGACUACUAACAGAGAGGAAAGAGAACGAUGCCUGGCCGAGAGAAAUCGACAGCAUGCAUUGAUUGUUGAAAUAAAAAUCAGGCUAGUGAAAAAAGAACUGGCAAUGCGCGAACUGCAGGUAGCAAUUUGCCAAGAAAAACUACUAGCGGUAAGCAGCGAUACACCCGUUGAUUCUCUCGGUUCGGCUAUUGCCGCAAAUGAAGAAAAAGUUACAGCCAUCAGUACCGAUAUCCGCCAAUGCUACGAAGAAGAAAAAGUGGCUAAAGAGAUGUUAGUGUUAUUGGAAGAAAAACUUAAAAAGUAUACGGAAGAGGAUAAUUUACAACGUCGUCAUAUUGAUGAGUUUAAUUUGCAACAAAGAAAAGCCGAAUCGCUCGUUUCGAAAAAUGAAGAUAGUUUAAAAGGAGCCACCUUAGAACUCAAAGAACUCAUUAAACAAAGAAAAAACUACUCUACCUACUUUGUGAAUCUUGAGAGGAUGAUGGUCAAAAUAAAGGUGUGUCGAAAACUUAAAGAGCUUGAUCGUAAGGAAGAAAGAAUAAUUGGAAAGAAAAUACAUGAACCAAGCAAGGAACAAUUUAAGGCAACGAGCAACGUACAAUAUGCCAGCCAGUUAACUGUGUUUGGUAGGAAUUACCAGCCUCUCACUUUGGAACAACCUACGAUAUCAUGUAGUAGUUCUGCUGUCCAGCAUUUCACAAGCUUGCAAUCGAUUGAAAUUCAUAAUCAUACGCCUUGGCUUCCGCAGCCCUUCUUGCCGUUAUCUCGUUUUUCGCCAGGUCCACUGCAAAUGGCACCUUUGGCACUUCCGUGGAUUGAUUCGCAGACUCAUCAGAAUCCAUGAAGUUGGUUGUCUUUUUCUCCUUCUUCACAAUAACAUUAUUAUGUCAGAACCGUUAUUAUUUCCUCUUUUGGCCUUGGUUGUGCUAAAAAAGGACAAACGACUCUUCUCGAUGCGUUAAAUUUAAGUUUAAUCUUGCAUUCUUCGUCAGUAAAAGGUGUUAAAGCAUCAUCGUUUAAUCCAGAUUGUUCGAAAUCAGAAUUAAUGAAAUGAUUUUCUCUUCGCACAGAUUGUAGGAUGUGUACCGUAUUUCAUGUUACCAAGAUAAUUAAAACAUGUAUUGUUACAAUCUUCCGUACGUUGAGUCAAUU
This is a messenger RNA of Daphnia carinata, 2654 nucleotides long. RefSeq lists its product as uncharacterized. The record is from RefSeq and is a predicted model, not a curated record. Lineage: Eukaryota; Metazoa; Arthropoda; Branchiopoda; Diplostraca; Daphniidae. The transcript has 9 exons. Bases 358 to 2346 code for a protein of 662 amino acids.